AUGUCGCUCCGGCGGGCGCACGCAAUUGCGACCCAUACGCUGACCUAUGCAGUGCCCAAGACUCGCAGACCCAAGUUUGACCUAAACCUCAAAAUCGUCGACCUCACCAACGUCCCGCUCGUUUCCGGCUCAUCCUUUGUUAAAUGGCACCUCCCGCACUCUACCGCCGCCGAGCACCGUGGCCGAACCGAUAAGAGCCCCAUAAAAGACCACAAAGUCGCGUACGACUACGAAAAGACCACGUCUGUGAGGCUCACUGUCGACAAGAAUGGCAUGCUGCAGGAAUCAUGGAUACACUUCGAGGUGGUGCAGGAAUACUCGGUCGGCGGCCGGAGCGAGCGCAUUGCUUUGGGGAACGUCAAACUGAACCUGGCCGAGUAUGUGGAGCAAAGCGAAGCGGAUGGUGAAGAGGGUGUGUGCAGGAGGUACUUGAUGCAAGAGAGUAAAAUCAACAGCACGCUGAAGAUCAAUAUCUUCAUGAAGCAGACAGAAGGUGACAAAAACUUUAUAGCUCCUCCACUCAAAACCGCGCAAGUGUUUGGCGGCAUAGCCGGCAUAAUGUCCGCCGAACAGGGGGAACCAGAUGAUGUGGGGAGCACGCCUGCGCUGAGCAGUAAAUCUGGAGAAGCGGGUGAACUGCAGGACAUGUAUAGGCGAUCACUCGCGGCAUUCUGGGCAGCACAGCCCGGCGAACUCAAAGCUGAUGAGUGCAUAGAGGACAUAUUCUCAGGUGGCGACGGGUGGGGCGACAGGGACAAGGCAUACGACACUCAGUCGAAUAUGAAGACUGUGAAUGGACAGAGCAGUGAUUCCCUGAGUGAGAGCGACACGCUGUCGUCCCACAGGAGGAUGCAUCGAGGGGAAAGCCUCAGAAAAUCACAUGAGACUAUCAGGCCUGGCGAUGGCGGCCACGGAACGUCUGGAGGGGUGCGAGGAAGAGGGAGCUUAGAGCAGCAAGCACAUCACAUGAAGGUAGAGGCGGAGAGGAGGCGAGUCAGGCCUACUCGUGAGGUUGACGAGUUUGAGGUGAGAGAGGAUUUACGGAGCUGGAAACUAAGUUAG
Messenger RNA from Mytilinidion resinicola, 1062 nucleotides. RefSeq lists its product as uncharacterized. NCBI's taxonomy places the organism in Eukaryota, Fungi, Ascomycota, Dothideomycetes, Mytilinidiales, Mytilinidiaceae. The transcript is spliced from 6 exons. The record is from RefSeq and is a predicted model, not a curated record. Bases 1 to 1062 code for a protein of 353 amino acids.